Messenger RNA from Xiphias gladius (swordfish), 5332 nucleotides. It is a transcript of the gene casd1, whose product is annotated as CAS1 domain containing 1. The transcript has 18 exons. Gene Ontology annotation, cellular component: Golgi membrane. The record is from RefSeq and is a predicted model, not a curated record. The coding region runs from base 494 to 2887 and encodes 797 amino acids. Gene Ontology annotation, molecular function: N-acetylneuraminate 9-O-acetyltransferase activity. Lineage: Eukaryota; Metazoa; Chordata; Actinopteri; Istiophoriformes; Xiphiidae.
AGGCCGCACCUGACAUCCACCUUGAAAGACUAAUAAAACUACGUCCGGCCUCCGCCUCGCCUCUUGCUGUUUGCCAUGCGUGCAGCUCUCUGAAGACCUAUCUUCACACCACGGUGACAGUGUCUAUGUAAGCCCAUAUAGAAGAUCACGUAGCUAUGAUUAUGAAAACAAUACCCAAUUACCCACUCCCACAGUCUACAGUGAGUACGCCUGGGCCGUGUAAGGCAGCUUUGCUUUCAAAUACUUGGUUGGAGUCACUGAACUUGGUACUCUGACAGAAUAUCCUAAAAAAGGCUGUGGAUCUGGCGGAUUGACUUAAACGGGAGCAUCCCUUGAAUCUCAUUUGGAUCUGCACCUGCUUUGAGCGGCGGUGAUGGAGAGGGAGGCGGUGUCGCACGGGGGCGACUGAGCAGGUGGUGCGCCGGGAGGAGCGCCGCCGCCGCCGCCGCCGCCUCUAGACUUCACAGCUGCUUGUUGUCAUGGAGGAGCAAAGAUGGCGGUCCUGGCCUAUAGCCUGGGCAAACGCGAAAUAAAUCAACAUUUUACCAUUAAAAAUGCCAAACUAAUAUCGGUAGUAGUCGUUAUUUUACUCCUCGUGUUUCACACAGCUUCGCGGUAUUAUGGAGGUGGAGACUCAUGUGAAUGGCUGCUGUCCAGAGGACGUUACUUGGGGGAGAACGUAUGGCAGCCUUAUGGCUGUAUGAUGCACAAAUACAAAAGCAUUGAAGCCAAAACCUGCCUUACUGAAAAGCGGGUGGCCUUUGUUGGUGAUUCACGAAUCAGGCAGCUAUUUUACUCCUUCAUCAAAAUUAUUGACCCUGAGCGAAGAGAAGAUGGAAACAAGCACGAGGACAUUUCCUUUGAAGAAGAGAGUUCCUCUUUGAAUGUGGACUUCCUGUGGUAUCCCGAGGCAAAUAAUUCAAUGAAGGAACGCUUGAUAUCAUGGACACAUGAAGCUUCACCAACGCCGGAUGUUGUCAUCCUUGGAGCUGCCACAUGGUCCAUCAAGUUGCACAGUGGCAGCAGCAAGACCCUGCAGCAGUACAAAGUCAACCUGACGGCCAUUGCUGUGCAUCUAGAGAAGUUGGCUGAUCAGGGAGAGGUCUACUGGGUGCUGCAAGACCCCGUAAAUGAGGAGGUUUUGAGUGAGAACAGGAAGAUGAUCACCAACCAACAGCUGGAGCUGUACAAUGAAGCAGCUGCAGACGUGCUCAACAGCAGCAAGCGUAAUGGCAGGUCCCGGGUCAAGCUGUUGGCCGCGUCUCGUCAGGCGGCACUGGAGACUAUCACCCAGUCAGAUGACGGCUUGCACCUGCCUGAGAGCACCAGGAAUGUGGGGGCCAUGGUUCUCAUGAACUCUGUGUGCAACAAGCUACUGAGGCCCAUAGACGGCUCCUGCUGCCAAACGUUACCACCACCCAACUUCCUCCAGAAACUGUCAGCUUGCUUCUUCCUUGGUUCAGCCCUGGUCUUUCUGGUCCUCCACAUCCUUGGCAACAACCGCCACCGCCGACCUGUACCCCCUGACAUGGAGAGCCUAGAGGAGAAGAAGCCAACAACUGCAGCUGUCCCCUUGGGUCCAAAGGCGCCCUUCCAGGCUCUCUGCAGAAUGGGCAUCAUCAUGGGCUAUUUUUACCUUUGUGACAGAGCAGAUGUGUUCAUGAAAGAGCAGAAGUUCUACACACACUCCACGUUCUUCAUCCCUCUCAUCUAUAUAUUUGUCUUGGGAGUGUUUUACAGUGAGAACAGCAAGGAGACCAAAUUACUGAACCGUGAGCAAACAGAUGAGUGGAAAGGCUGGAUGCAGCUUGUGAUCCUCAUCUAUCACAUAUCUGGUGCCAGUGCUUUCAUUCCAGUGUACAUGCAUGUGCGGGUGCUGGUGGCAGCAUACCUUUUUCAAACUGGCUACGGACACUUUUCCUUUUUCUGGCUCAAAGGAGACUUUGGACUGUAUAGAGUGUGCCAGGUUCUUUUCCGUCUAAACUUCCUGGUCUUGGUGCUGUGUGUGGUAAUGGACAGACCCUAUCAGUUCUAUUACUUUGUCCCAUUGGUCACCUUCUGGUUUGUCGUCAUCUACGCUACGCUGGCCACGUGGCCUCAGAUCCUUCAGAAGAAGGCCAACAGUAGUGGCAUAUGGCACCUUGGGGUCCUGGCAAAGUUACUGGGCCUUUUGCUGUUCAUUUGUUUCUUUGCCUUUUCACAGGGUUUCUUUGAGAGUAUCUUCUCCAUGUGGCCCAUCUCCAAGCUCUUUGAGCUGAACGGAAGCAUCCACGAGUGGUGGUUCAGAUGGAAGCUGGACCGAUUUGCGGUGAUACACGGCAUGUUAUUUGCCUUCAUCUAUCUGGUGCUGCAGAGGGGCCAGGUGCUGUCAGAGGGCAAAGGAGAAGCUCUCUUCUCUGCCAAGAUUACCAACCUGCUCCUCUUCUUCUCUGUUGUCUCCUUCAUAACUUACUCCAUAUGGGCCAGCAGCUGCAAAACCAAAACAGAGUGCAACGAGAUGCAUCCUUACAUUUCUGUGGUCCAGAUUUUGGCCUUCAUUCUCAUCAGGAACAUUCCUGGCUAUGCCCGCUCUAUAUAUAGCUCAUUCUUUGCAUGGUUUGGAAAGAUCUCCUUGGAGCUGUUCAUUUGCCAGUACCACAUCUGGCUGGCAGCAGACACCAAGGGAAUUUUAGUCCUGGUUCCAGGAAACCCUUCACUCAACAUCAUGGUCAGCACCUUCAUCUUUGUUUGUGUGGCUCAUGAGAUUUCCCUCAUCACCAAUGACCUGGCCCAGGUGGUCAUCCCCAAAGACAGCAUGUCCCUGCUGAAGAGAGUGGGGGCCGUAGGGCUCUGCAGUCUGGUCGUACUGCUGCUAGCCAGGGGCAGCCAGCCCACACCCGGCGCCUGAUAGACACCCCUAAUGGGGGGGCGCGGCAGACUCACUAAGCCCCUGCUGAGAUCGAGGCGAUGUACAGAUUCAAGCCAGCGGCAGGCCCGGGGUUUGAGGCUACUGGUGGCCACAGGAGACAACCUCAGUAGAGCUGAGUGACAACAAGGAACCCAUGGGAGCUCACCGCUGGCCAUGUUUGAGCAAGAUUCUGUACUUUUUGACUGCUGUGAAAGUCGCACACUGAAGAAAAAUGCCCAGAAAAGGGGGAAUUGCUCCUUUAAGGGCAAAGUGCAAAUUUCACAAGAGAAAAAUAAAACAAAACAAAACAAAAACACUCGACACGUUUACAUUAUCUGGAUUCGACAGAGAAGCAGAAGAGAAAUUUGGAGAUGUGGAGUUGUAUUUAAAGCGAAAAGAGGUCCAUUCAUUUCAAGACCUCGUGAUUCCUGUGUGAAUUUUUGCAGCGCUGCUCCAAACACACAAAUAAUGUUCUUUUGUCACACACAGUACUUCCUGUCAUUACUUCAAUCUAGAAGGGAUCACUAGGCACACACUCCGUCCACAUGUCAAUAGCAGUUUUAGGUAUUUUCACUCAGGUGGAUCCAUAACCCACAUAUUCAGAUAUCUACUCUUUUACCACAAAAUGUUCAAUUGUGCUGCAUUUUAAUAUCAGCAUUACUUUGUACAGUGUCUCUGGUGAUUUUAAAAUAGUGUUAGAUAUCUAAAUAUGCAAAAUAUGGACCAACAACUGGUUUGGGUGAUCAAAAAACUUUCAAGACUAAAACAAAAAAUUGGAGUGCAAUUGUUAAAAUGUUGGAAUAUCCCUCGACAUGUUUUUGCUAAUGUUCUUGUGAGUAAUUUUAAAAAUGUUUGCCUUGUGCUGAAAGGUACUGUGGUCACCUGCUGUAGCUCUGAAAUUCUAUGUGAUAUGUACAGUAUUUAAUGAUUUAAAUGAAGCUUAUAUUUUAUACUAUUUUUUUUUUUUUUUUUUGGCUUUGUUUUAUUCUGUACUUUGCGCCCAUGACUGCUGUUUGUGACGGAAGUAUUACAUAGAUCAUUUCGUACCCAUCCCAGCAUUUCAUAGAUGAUUACCUGCCUCAGAGUCACACUGCGGAGGUUGAGCCUUUACAGUAUACCGCCUGACUGUCCUCUUAGCAGCUCACUUCAUAGUCUGUGUAUAUUUGUAUGAUAGAGUGAGAGAUUUAUUUUAUACAGCAAUGCUUUAGCAGUGUUCUUAGUCCUUUAUCCUUUCAUUGUCAUUGAAAACACUCCUCGUAGCUCUGUUGGAAAAAGCUGGGUUGCACAUAUUAUUGUACAAUAGGGCUAACAGCUAAGUAGCCAUCCUCCCUCUGCUGUCACAGCCAGUGAACUUUCUGGUCAGUGAGUGGGUGAGUGAGUGAUGUCUUCGACUGAAUGCCUUUGAUCAUACACCUUUACUCAGUGGCUUAUAUGUAUAGCACAUCUCUAGAUAUACUUUGUCACAUCUGUGAUGUAGCCUGGGAUCACAAUCUUCCAUUGUUACGCACUUUGCAUCAGGGCCACAUCAACAUUUAAAGACAACUACUUGCUAAUGCACUGACUGAGCUGAGAAGACAUAUUACUGUUGCUUAAAGGAAAAUAUUGUACUUUCUGACAGUUGACAAAUGGGCAAUGUCUCUGCCUGUUUGUCCUCAGACAUUUAAGAGAGAUUAGCACUUUUACUUAAAGGACUGCAUUUUUAUUUUCAUCUCUGAGGUGAAAUACAAUGUUUAACAUGGUACCAGUGCAGAUACUUUAUUUACAUUCGCACAUUCUUAUUGGGUAAAUCAAAUGUUUCGUGAAGAUCAUUUGGCAAAUAAGAAAUAGUAUUGUAAGAUCCAAACUGUAUGGCAUAUGAAUUUCGAGUUACAUAUUUCAUCUACCAUGGGGUAGAAAAAGAUUGCAGUGUCAGUUGUUUUCUACAUGUUUUUGUAAUGUCAUCAUGUUCCCUUUUAAUGAAAAACAUGGGUCCACAAAGGAUGACCCCUUAAUUUAAAGUGCAACAAUUUGUCUUCAGCUUUCUCCUGUCAUUUAUCUGAUUAUGUAGAGUUCAGGUUGUGUUCUCAAACUGAGUAAGUAAAUUUGUAAUUUAUAUAACCAGUCAUCACCUCUUUGUAUAAAUAAGGAUGGCAUUUCCAUGCUGCAAUUUCCUUUUUUGUGUAAAGUUUACUGGUCCGUUUACUUUCUCGUCUCUAACUGAUCAGUAGCGAUAAAUUUGGUAAAUGUUUCAGGCCUUAAUAGAUCUCUUUGGUCAUGUAAAACCAACAACUAUUUAUACCCCCUGUGCAGGACCUCUUUGAAAUAUGUUACAUGUACAUUCUUUUUGGUGAUGUCUUCAAAAAUGUGAACUGUAUCCAUAUUAUUUAUAAAUGCCUUUAUUCUGUUGUACAUUGUUAAUAAUACCUUCAUAAAAUGUGCUGUUUAGGCUGCUUUUUUUUUUUUUUG